CCCGUGCUUGGGAGCUGUCCCAGGAAUAAUGGUGCUGGAACUGAACUGCUGCACCAGCCAGCAACCGCUAACCACACAAAACAGAGCCACAAUCAACACGAGCUCUUUAGGGCAGUCACAAAUACCGACUGGACCACUACAGGAUCGGAAUUAUGGAUACACCAGUAGUAUCUUGUCCUUUAAAAAUCUGAAUUUUAUUAUCAGACAGAGAAUGUUAUGUUUAAAAUUUUCGUACGCCCAGGAAACCCACAGUAGCACGACGUUAACUGCAGCGGAACUGGUUUUGAUGCAAUAGUUCAUUACGGACCCUCAAAACAUAUUAAAUUGUUUUAAAUAUAAAUACAAACUGCGAUGUAAAAAUGAAGAAAAUAACGACGACUUGGAUCGCCGAGUUCAAAGGAGGCAGUCACGGAGCCGAAAGCAAUUGGACAUCUCACCACAGAGAACUGGACUUAGGGGCUGGAUUGGUCAGCCGGUGAGCGAUCGUAUCGUCGACAGGUUUAAUUGAAAAUCAUACUUGGAUCGUUUGAAAAAAAUGACACCUUUGUACUAUGUUUUACGCCUUCUUGUGUGCAACUGUUCUAAUUACCUGGACUGUGCUACGUCCUGAAAAGAGCCACUAGAAAACGACCGUUACAAAAUAACUGAAGAUUGUUCCACCCGUGUUCGUGGGAAGACAAGACGCAAAAAUAGGAAAUAAUAAAACAAAAUCUGGAAAACAGAAGGUUGCAUUCGGAUUCCCGGAUUAAUACACUUUUGAAAUCAAGGAUUAAUAUGCAUGACUCCAGGAAGACACGACAUGCCUAUGGGGACAGAGAUUUUCAGAGUUGUGCUUUCCUAAACCUCAGUUUUUUGUUUGUUUGUUUUCUAUGAUUUAAAUCGUAUCCGUUUCAAAAACAUUUAAAUAAUGCAUUGUUGGUCAACACUGAAACAUUUGCCUGGCACUUUUUUGCAUUCAGCUAUUUCCUUUACGGUAGUACAGUCCUAAAAUAUAAGUAGCUAGUCAGUUAAGCAAACCAAGUGGUUUAUAUAUUGUUGAAAUAACUGUAUAUAAACAUAUCUGUGCUGUUAAAAAGCAUCUUUCACAAAGUACCGUAUAUGACAGGAAUGCUCAGAUCUAUGAGAUUUAUCUGUAAUGAGACACAGAAAUGUGACACUGGUGUGUGUUUUGUUCGGGCAACCAACAUUUUAUUGAAACGGUUUCCCCAAUCAAAUUCAGAGCUUGUAUUAACAGAAAACAAACUGUAGUUAUGGAAGCACACAAUCCAGUUGGAUAAAAUAAAACAAAAUAACAAGCUGUCUGUAAUUCUGUAGUUCACGUCUCACACGAUUUUCAUUAAAAUAGCAAGUUGUUGGGUUCUAAACACAUGCUGAACAAAUCUAGAUGACUUAUAUCUGUGUAAGUACAUUGUAAACCAAAAGGUCACAUGUUGUUGGCAGUUGGUGUCAUUGUAUGGUGCUGGGGAUCGCUGACCAACAGACCGAUGCUGCGCGGCCAGGGCAUGCUGAAAGGCCGCUGUCGCGUCUUGUUCAGUGACCUGAAGGUUUUCCUGCUCAGGCCACCAGCACCGUCAGCACCACCACCUACAUUAAUCCCCAUGAACGGACAAAACACGGACGGCCAUGCCAACGGAGUCGCGGGAACCGGCAGCUUUGCCGACAAUAACAAUACACUCAUAAGCGCCCCUCAACUGGAGGGUUCGACUGUGCCGCCAGCAAGGGGCGCUGUGGGGCCGGAUGAGGUCAGGGCUGCGGAGGGGUGGCCUGUCACAGCGGCCGGGCAGCCUGGGACCCUAGAUUGCAGCAGCUCUUCAGAUGACUGUUCUAAAGAGAAGUCUGAGGAGCGCUUCUCCCUCACCAGUUGCACAGACAGCGGUUUUCGAACCCCCCUGUGUAGAAUCUGCUUCCAGGGACCAGAGCAGGGGGAGCUGUUGAGCCCGUGCCGCUGCAGCGGGUCGGUGCGCUGCACUCACCAGCCCUGCCUCAUCAAGUGGAUCAGCGAGAGGGGCUCCUGGACCUGCGAGCUCUGCAGCUACAAGUACCAGGUCAUCGCCAUCAGCACCAAGAACCCGCUGCAGUGGCAGGCCAUCUCUCUGACGGUUAUCGAGAAGGUCCAGAUCACGGCGGCCAUCUUGGGCUCUCUCUUCCUCAUCGCCAGCAUCUCCUGGCUGAUCUGGUCGUCCCUCAGCCCCUCGGCCAAGUGGCAGCGGCAGGACCUGCUCUUCCAGAUCUGCUACGGCAUGUACGGCUUCAUGGACGUGGUCUGCAUCGCCCUCAUCUUCCAUGAAGGCCCCUCUGUGUUCCGAAUUUUUAACCGCUGGCAGGCCGUCAACCAGCAGUGGAAGGUGCUCAACUACGACAAGAUUAUGGACAACGAGGACCAGAAGCCUGGUGCCUGCCCCAGGACCCUCUCUAUCCCUGCCCAGGGGGACAGUGGUCAGGCAGGAGCGGCGGUCUCCCCUUCCUCCUCGUCUCUCAUGGCUGCGGUGGCCGCCACCGCGCCCGUUAGCACAGCAACCCCCGCGGCGGCGGCUACCACAACACCGGGCCUCACGACCCAGGACUCCUCGGACCAGAGCAACGGGCCCUCCCUGCCCGAUCACCACUGUGCGUACAACAUCCUCCACCUGCUCAGCAACCUGAGGCAGCAGGAGCCGCGCGGCCAGCCCAGCAACAGCAACCGAGAGCUGGUGAUGAGGGUGACUACAGUCUGAGGAUUGAUUUUGAGGCCUUAUUAUCUCAGCGGUGUGGGAGACACUAAAUCAGAGCCGAAAUGAUGCACAACAACAACCCUUCCAUAUCCGAAUGGGAUGCCCUUGAGGCCAGGCCACACAUCAAUUCUGUGGCAGAGUCUUGAGACAAAACAGGGGUGUGGGUGAUGUAUGGAUGUUUUAUGGCUUUAACAUUUUGACAGUGACAAAAUAAAAAUGAAGGUUCAGAACAUUUUGAUAUUACCGUGACUGGAGGUAUUUGUUCAAAACUUUUCAUAAGUUUCGCGAGUUGUUCAAGGAAGCUGACGUGUUGGGGUACACAAACUCCAAUUCUGUACUUAUGUUUGUAUCACUACGCGUGUUACAAAGCUACAACGCAAAACAAUGUUUCAGGGAUCCAAAUAAUUCAGGUUUUAGUUUUCAGAAGGGGCUGUCUGUGGUCAUUGACUUGUGCAUAAUGGCUGUUCUCUUGUUCUCUUUGCUCUGUGUGAUUCGCUGUACAGACCUCACUCUCUGAACUGCUCCCUCCAGUGUGAUUUUCAGCCACCUGUGCCAUUUUGUUCAAUCGUAAGAGUUUCGUCGGACCAUCCAAAGAGUCCAGUGAUAAGAGUAUGUGUACUGUUCAUCUCCUGAAAACACCUUAAUUGUCCUUGAACUGCAUGUUAAUUCACCAGCAGUGGAUUCUUCCAUUCUUCAUUUCUGACAUACUUUUUCAAGUACUUCUAUCCAGAGUGAAAAGCCAUAGAAUUUCUGGAAAUAUCUUUUUUUCAUUACUUUUGCAACGCGUUUAUAGGAUGGACUUGUAAUUGUGUGUGUGUGUGUGUGUGUGUGUGUGUGUGUGUGUGUGCUCGUCUGUAUUUGUGUGUGCAUGUACGAUGGUUCGGCCAAUGGCAGAUGCAGUGAGCCAGCGUCAUCAAUCAAAGCAGGUAAAAAGGCCUCCUUUUUUUAAUCAAGAAAUGGCUCCCCUGUUCUGCAUUUCCCAAAAGUGACUGCAUGCGCUGAACCGCUGUGCCAAUCAUAGAUAAAGUAGUGGGGAUUAGGAAUGAGGGGCAGAGGGGAUGUGUUGUUUGAGCAAUAGCAGACUUCCUAGUCUGAUCACAGCAGGCUCUGGGGAGGCGGAGAUAAAAACAGAAGCCGUCAGGAGCGGUGAUAAGUCUUUCAGAGCUCUGUGCAGCUCUGCCGUGGGUCAGCCAGCUGCUCUACCCGCUUUACUGCUUCUUUUAAAAGAGCCUCAACCCAGCCUUAAUAGCGCCAUCACCCCAAACUCCCCAACUCCCCUCUAUUUUUGCAAGGUUCUGUUUACUGAGUUUUUUUUCUCUUUUUCAGAGAUGUCACAUGUUAUGGAACAGCACAUAUUUGUGUGAUGAAUAAUAUACAUUUACUGCCUAUGUUGCAAUGCCUCAGCACUUACACUAUAAUUUCUAUGGGCAGAAUCAAAGAAAAACACUGAAUUCCCCUCUGCUUCCACAUGCAGAUGAUUGAUAUCUCUGUUGAACUGUUGUCAUCUGCCAUUUUGGUUUGAUAUCUCUCUUGAAGUGUAGCCACCCAGCACUGCUUUUCUGUUAAACUACAACCACCUGCCAUUACUGUCUGAAAUCUGUUAAAUAAUGGCCACCUGCUCUACUAGUUUGAUAUCACUAUUAAACUGUUGCCACACAUCAUUCCUAUUUCAUAUUGCUCUUAAAUUGUAACCACUCUGCAUCCUGUUUUAUUCUGUAUCUGUUAAACUGUAGCCAUGUGUGAUCAAUUUGAUGUCUUAGUUAAACUGUAGCCACCUGCAAUUUAUUUUCAGCAACGCUUUAUUUUAUGGUGUCACAUCAAGGAGGAAUUAUUAUCUUUUUAAUGACCAACUAGUUAUUUAUACAUUAAUAAAUGCUAAAAGUGAAUUGUUAAUUUUAAUAAAUAUUUUCUUAAACAACAUUUAGUCAAACAAUAUUUCUCAAAACUGCAAACUUGCUGAAUAUUAGUUUCUAACAAGCUAUUUACAUGUAGCUAAUAAUGUAUGAAUAAGGAACUUGAAUAAGAUUAAUGGACAGUUUAGUGUCUAAAUAAGUAGCUAUUGAGUCAUUAAAAAGAUCAUAAAGUCAUACUAUGCAGGAUUAUUUAGCCUGUUUACAAUCAACAAAGUCUCCCCCCUCCGUCUUCAACCCCACCCACUCACCCCUGAGUUCCUGAUCGAGUCACAGGCAUGCACAUUCAUUCAAAAAUACCAGUAAAUUUCUCCUGUCAAUUACUGAGACUGGACAUUACUUUUUUGGGACUGCGAGAUGUACAAAUAAUUUGAAAACCAGACAUACCAGUCAAAAAAAUUGAAUGUCUGACAACCUUAACUGGAUAGCUAGAGGUAACAUUACAGGUCCAACAGAAAACAAGACAACUCUACGUCGCUUUUCAUCCCCUUGGCGAACUUCAGCUGAUGCUUCUGAGGAAAAGCAAUUCCAAGGUUAGCACUAGUAUUUGAGGGGGCCCUAUUGGCUUGUUUUAUUGGCUUGUUUUUUUUUUUUUUUUGCUUUGCUGUAUCUGAGCCAGUGACUACCUAGCUACCAACAAACUCCCCACUGCCCUGUAGCCACACCCACCCCUCCCCACACAGAAAAAAGAUCAACGCCUAGAAAUGUCCCAAACAUAUUUUAUAGUAAUACAUAAGAUGCACAAAUUCGAUGAAAGUGCAAAGGCAAAGAUUGUCAGUGCAUAAUUUGUAUGCCUUAGUAUGGUUAUUUUGUUAUAUUUUCUAGUUCAAAAUCCUGCAUAGUAUGCCCUUAAUUAGCCAUAACAAGAUUAAUAAUAUGUGAUCCUGAAAAUGAAGUGUUUGCUAUCUUAAUGGACUACUAUCCCCUCUACUGACUGAUACUGUUAAAGAGCACUUACUGUAAUCCAGUCAUUUUAUGAGGUGAAUGAAAUUUGUUAGAUGUAGCUGUCAGAUGUUGCACAUCAGCCCUGGAAGAGCCAUUGGCAAGGUUUGUGUUCUAUGUGUCCAACUGAACAUUUCCUGAGGUUGUUUUCUAAUGAUAUUUUACUCUAUUCAGAAAUCAUUAAAUUAAUUUAAAAUUCGAACCAUAAAUACAUAUUGUUUUUAUUAUUAUUAUUAUUAUUAUUAUUAUUAUUAUUAUUAUUAUUAUUAUUAUUAUAAAAGGAUGGAAGCAAUUUUGCGCUCAAAAACUGAGUCAUUAUAGGUAUUUGCUGUUCAACCGUAUAAGGAGAGGGGAGGCUGCAGAAAGCACGUUCUUCAUCCUUCUCUCUAUUUUCAAGUCAUCUAUGAUCAAAUACGUUACUAAAAGUAAUGGGCAAAUUUAUGGCAUUUUAAAAAUAAAGUUACCAUUUAUUUGG
Molecule: messenger RNA, 6038 nt
Organism: Anguilla anguilla (European eel)
Lineage: Eukaryota; Metazoa; Chordata; Actinopteri; Anguilliformes; Anguillidae
Product: E3 ubiquitin-protein ligase MARCH4-like
Exons: 4
Coding region: 1428-2714 (428 amino acids)
Biological process (GO): protein ubiquitination
Molecular function (GO): ubiquitin-protein transferase activity; zinc ion binding
Source: RefSeq, a predicted model, not a curated record